AGUUUUAAGCUCUCCAGUGCCGAUCUCUCGUAGACAAGAUUCGGUCUCUCUUCGCCGUCUCUCCCGUAUUUCUUUCAAUCAACGCAAUAAAAAGAAGAAGAAAGAGAGAGUGCGACAGAAGAAAUCCUUUUGAAAGGCGAUCGUCUUUGGAUCUCUAAGAAGCUAAGAUGGAAGAAGGGACACAUGCAAGCUCUACAGAAGUCGAGGUGAAGCUGCUUAGCAAGGUUGAUGCAGAGGUAGAUGAAGGUGAAAGAGAACUUCUAAUCAAUGGUAAUCCACACCUACAAAGGAGACAAGCAAACAAAGAAGAAGAAGAAGAGUCUGCAUCUGAUGGGGAAUUCAUAAAAAUAGAGAAGGAACAAAUAGAAGUAAAAGAAAGUUCCCACCCGCUCAAACCAAUAGCAGAAGUAGAAGAAACCCCGUGUCUGGAUUUGCUAGCGAUGGAGGAGAAAAUAAGAGCACUUGAGCUCCAGCUUGAAAGUGCAGCUAAAGAACUACAAUGUUCGGAAUCUGAAAAAUCCUUGUUAAAAUCUGAGUUUGACCUAGCUAAUGGGAAAUUAGAGAAAAUGGACAAGCAUUGCAAGGAACUUGAACUUGACCAGAAGAGAAUGAAAGAACAGAUUUUGGAAGCUGAACAGAAGUAUACUUUGCAGCUUGAAUCACUCCAAGAAGCAUUGAGAUCAUCAUAUAUGAAGCACAAGGAGCUAGUUGAUGUAAAGAAAGCAUUUGAUGCAUUGUCUGCUGAGGUGGAGAGCUCGAGAAAGAAGAUAGAGGAGCUUGAAGCAGAGUUGGUGUUGUCAGCAGGUGAGAUGCAUAAAUUUGAAAAACUUAGCGACGAGAGAAGUUCACAUGCAGAAUUAGAAUCGAAGAGAGCCUUAGAGUUUGAGAAGAUGCUGGAAUUGGCAAAAGUGAACACAAAGGAGAUGGAAGACCAGAUGGGUAAUUUGCAAGAGGAGCUGAAGGGACUGUACAAUAAGAUUGCAGAGAGUCAGCAAGUUGAAGAAGCGCUAAGAAGUACUGCACUGGAUCUUUCAGUGGUUCAGGAAAAUCUGGAGCUUUCAAAAUCACAAGCAACAGAUUUGGAGCAGAAGCUUGUUUCUAGGGAUGCUAUUAUUCAUGAACUGAAAGAAGAACUAGAACUCCGUAAGGCUUCUGAACAACAGAUGAGAGAAAAUGUGCUUGAAUUAGAAAGUCUGCUUUCUGCUGCCAAAAAAGAUCUCCAAGCAAAGCUUGUGGACUUGGAGAAAGAAGAGUUUAAUCUUCAAGAGCAGAUGAAGGAAAGGCAAAUGAUCGAAUCUCUCUUUGAAAACCAAAAGAUGCAGAUAUUAGCUUUGCAGGAGGAAUUGGCUAACUUGACAGGAGAAAGGGAAACUCUUCAAAGUGCUGUGGCUGAACUUAACUCAAAAUUGUCAAUGGAGGAGGAAACUGGCAGAUCUUUAGAGGCCAAGCUGAAUCUCGCUGAACAGAAUUUUGCUAGAACGGACUUGCUUCUCUCACAAGCAUUGUCAUAUAAAGAGGAGCUUGAACAAAAGCUGAAAUCUCUCGAAGGGUUCCACCAAGAGUCUAGAAUAGCUGCUGAGACUGCAACCAAGAGAAGCCUUGAGCUUGAAGAUUUAAUACAGGCAUCAAAUGCAGCAGAAGAGGGCCUGAAAGCACUACUGAGGGAGACUGAAAUGAGAUUAUCAUCUACCGAGGAACAGAACAUGGAGCUUGAGCAACAACUAAACCUUGCAGAAGUGAAGCACAUUGAUGCAGAAAGAGAAAUUAAAGAACUCAGUGAGAAAAUGACAGAGCUCACCACCUUGCUAAAAAAAGCUGAAGAGGAAAGUGCACUAUCAAAAUGCCAUUUCCAGACAUAUGAAGAUAGGAUCAUCCAGUUGGAAUCAUCUUUGAGCAAUUCUUCUUCUAGAAACUCACAGCUUGAACAGGAGCUAAAGGAUCUUGCUGAAAAAUGUGCAGAACAUGAGGGUAGGGCUACUGCUACACAUCAACGCAGUCUUGAACUGGAAGCGUUGGUUGAUGUAUCCCAUUCCAAAGCAGAGGAUGCUGGAAAGAAAGCGGGUGAAUUGGAGCUAUUGUUGGAAGCUGCUAACUACCGAACACAGGAACUAGAACAACUGCUGAGUGGCACAGAGGCAAAAUUUAGGGAUGUUGAAGCAGAAUCAAAGCAGUACGGAGGCAAGAUUUCUGAGAUUUCUGCAGAACUAGAAGCAUUCCAGACCAAAUCGGCAAGUCUUGAAACUGUGCUGCAAGCUGCAAAUGAAAAGGAGAGGGAGCUGACAGAUAUGUUGAACAUAGUUACUGCAGAAAGGAAGAAUCUUGAAGACUCAGCAAAUGUUUCUGGUCAAAAGCUCUUGGAAGCUGAAAAUUUGAUUGUGGUCUUGCAAAGCGAGUUAAAAUCUGUAGAAGAGAAACUUAAAAGUGUUGAGAAAGAACUUGAGGCUUCAGGAGUUAGAGAGAACGAGAUACUGGAGAAGUUUAGAUCUGCUGAAGAAAAGUUAGAGCAACAAAAUAAAGCAGUAGAGCAAGCUAUUGCAAGAAACUUGGAGUUAGAAUCAUUAAAUGAGUCUUUGGUCAAAGAUUCAGAAUUAAAACUCCAAGAAGCAGCCAUUAGCUUUGCUCAAAAGGAAACAGAAGCUCAGCAGUUGAAUGAAAAGUUAAAGUCUCUUGAAGAGCAGUCGGCAUUUUAUCAAGAUAAGGCAGCUGAGGCGACUGAAAAGGUGACAUCACUGAAAGCAGAGUUGGAGACAAAUGCCACAAAAUUUGUUUCCCUUCAGAGUACUGUUGAGGAACUCAGGCAGAAGGUCUCAGAAGCAGAUCUGAAACUUGAACAGUCAAUUUCUGAGAAUGCAUUGUUAGCUGGGACAAACUCUAAUCUCAGGGAGGAGCUGGAAGCUCAUCAGUGCAAGGUUAAUGAACUUCAUGAGUUGUUGAAUUCGAUACAUGUGGAGAAGGAGGCAACUGCUGAACAACUGGCUUCUCAUGUGAAGACCAUAACACAAUUAACUGAUGAACAUUCAAGAGGCUUGGAACUCCAGUCUGCAACUGAAUCUCGUGUUAAAGAAACCGAAGUCCAACUGCAUGAAGCUAUUGAGAAGUUUACACAGAGAGAUUCUGAAGCCAGAAAGUUGAAUGAAAAACUGCUUGCACUUGAAGUUCAGCUUCAAACUUUUGAAGAGCAGGCCAAAGAUAUGGCUAUUGUUGCAGAAAAUCGGAAGGUUGAGCUGGAGGAGACUCUGCUGAAAUUACGGAAUGUGGAAGGACUUGUUGAGGAAGUGCAAAGAAAGGCUGAUCAUUUCAGAUCUGAGAAAGAAGGUUUAGAAAGUACAAAUCUGAGUCUGUCUGAGAAGCUGACAGCAUAUGAGACAAAAAUAAACGAGUUACAAACAGCAUCAAAAGUAACCAUUGGAGAGAAAGAAGAGAUGUCUUUACAGCUUCAUUCUUCAAGGAAAACAAUAGAGGAUCUGAUGCAACAAUUUGAUUCUGAGAAAGAGAAGCUCCAAUCCCAGAUGACCUCUGUUAUGGAAGAAAAUAACAUGCUCAAUGAAAUGUAUCAAAAUGCUAAGAAAGAACUUGAAGCAAUUAUAGUCCAACUGGAAGAACAAGUGAAUGCACAGAAAGCAAGGGAACUCUCUCUCAAUGCUGAUGUUGAAAAUCUCAAGGCAGAAUUAGCUGAGAAAUCUGUGAUUCAAUCAAAGAUUUCACAACUUGAGCAACAGCUGUUGCUGGCUGAGACCAAAUACAUGGAAAAGAUUGAAGGCGCGCAGUUGGCAGCUGCUGAGAAGGAAGCAGUGCUAACUUCUAAAUCGAAGGAGCAUGAAAGCACACUCCUUGAGAGAGAUGCCUUAUAUGAGCAGCUGAAUGAAAUCCAGAAGGAGCUAGAUCUUGCUCGCAAAACCAUAACGGAGCAGCAGAAAGAACUGGAUUCAAUGAAGGAGCUGGAAAGAGAAGCUUUGAUGAAGAAAAUGCUUGAUGAGAUGGAGGCUAAGCAUCAGCAUGCCACAUCACUAGAGAAACAAGUUGAAGAGCUUAAGCAAAACCUGCAAAUAGCUGAAACACAGUACAAGGAAAAGGUUAUAGAAGAAGGCAAGAAACUUGCCAUAGUCUGUGCAGAGCUUGAUGAUUUGAAGCAUAAACUGAGUCAGACAGUUGAUAUGGAAAAGAAGAUUGCUGAACUUGAGAACGAGUUGGCAAAUGCUAAAUCUAGGGAAGAGGUUAAGGAUGGAAUCCUAGAAGCUAAAUCGGAGGAUAAAGUAGAGGUGAGAUCCAGAGAUCUUGGAUUGAAUACUUCAACACCAUCAAAAAGGAAGAGCAAGAAAAGAAGCGAAGAGUUGUAUCAGACCGCACAGACAACUUCUGCGGUGUCAACCAUGAAUGCUUCUACGGAGCCUUCAGGGUUAAUGGCUUUUAAAUUCAUCUUAGGAGUAGCUCUGGUGUCCAUAAUCACAGGCAUUAUUCUCGGGAAGAGGUUUUAGCAUGGUUGGCGAAUACCUUGCCUUUGUCAUUUAUGUAAAGCUAGUGUUGUUUUUGUCCUAGUAAGUACAGAAGGUGGAGAAGCUAUAACUGCAAUCUUGCUGUUGAUGUUUGCGAUGGGAAUUUAAUUUUCAGAAUCAUUCCUAGGGAGCUUUGAUAGUUUUAAUGAAAGUCGAGUAUUUGAGGUUGGGGAGCUCUGCUGGCUUCCAUGAGAUCCUAAAAUUUUAUCUUGGGCUGGGAAAUUGUUUUUAUUUCAUUCCUACCCAAUUGCAUGCAGUAUGGGGACUGCAUGCAACUGGCUUUGCUGUAUUUGAGUUUGUAUUGCUGUUUCCUUCUAAAUCCGAGCAGCUGUGCUUGAGAAAUGAUUUCAAGCUAUUGUUGAUAUUUUGCUGAAAAAGAGUACAUACAGUAGUAAUUUUGUGUGUA
Phoenix dactylifera (date palm) is the source of this 4899-nucleotide messenger RNA. RefSeq lists its product as uncharacterized. The record is from RefSeq and is a predicted model, not a curated record. NCBI's taxonomy places the organism in Eukaryota, Viridiplantae, Streptophyta, Magnoliopsida, Arecales, Arecaceae.